Molecule: messenger RNA, 813 nt
Organism: Thyridium curvatum
Lineage: Eukaryota; Fungi; Ascomycota; Sordariomycetes; Thyridiales; Thyridiaceae
Exons: 1
Coding region: 1-813 (270 amino acids)
Source: RefSeq, a predicted model, not a curated record
AUGCUCCUAACCAAGGAGAUUAACGGCAUCGAGAUAUGCUACGACGAGUCGGGCUUUGCUAGCGGGCCGGCAGUGGUACUCUUAUCGGGAUGGGCUCACGACCUGAGGCUCUACAAUGAGAUGCUGCCUCUCCUGGCCCCGAACCACUGGGUUAUUCGCGUCUGCUACCGCGGACACGGACCGUCGCGGGACACCAUUGCCGACUUUGGCGUUGAGGAGCAGUUCCACGAUACAGUCGCACUCCUCGACUCGCUCGGGGUCAACCAAAUGUACCUCGUCUCUCACUCUCACGGCGGAUGGCCUGCUCUGGAGAUGGCCGACCGGCUGGGAAAGUCCAGGGUGCUCUGCCUGUUGAUGAUUGACCAGAUCAUGACCCCUCCGCCGCCCCAGUUCGCCGCCGGGCUGCAGGCGAUGCAGCAGAAGGAGACCUGGAGGGCGGCGCGGCAGGGGCUGUUCCAAGACUGGCUGGCCGGGAGCGACAGCAAGCCCGUCAAGGACCACUUUCUGUACUGCAUGGGCAGCUACGGCUACGAGAUGUGGUCGCUCUCCUGCCGAGUCAUCGCUGCUGCGUAUGGCGCCCAUGGCUCGCCGAUGGGCCGCAUGGCCAAGAUCGCCAGCCCGCCGCCUAUCCGCCACGUCUUCUCCCACCCUCUGGACAGCCCAGAGUAUCGGCAGCUGCACGAGAAGUUCGCACAGGAGCACCCGUGGUUCUCGUACACGGACCUGAAAGGCGAGACGCAUUUCCCGGACCUAGAGAUUCCUGAUCGGGUAGUUGAGCAGCUGGAAGAUUUGAUCAAUAGCGCUGGCAGCUAG